Messenger RNA from Ruditapes philippinarum (Manila clam), 4650 nucleotides. RefSeq lists its product as uncharacterized. Gene Ontology annotation, molecular function: protein binding. NCBI's taxonomy places the organism in Eukaryota, Metazoa, Mollusca, Bivalvia, Venerida, Veneridae. The coding region runs from base 1 to 4299 and encodes 1432 amino acids. The transcript is spliced from 17 exons. The record is from RefSeq and is a predicted model, not a curated record.
AUGUGGUUACGGGGCGCACAUACGGAAAAAACAUGUACAUUUCCAAUGCCUUCGAGUGAGGGAGUUCAACUACGUGCAAGAACAUGUAAAAAGCCAGAUCCAGAGAAUAAUGGAACCAAUUGUUUAGGAGAGAUUGGUGAUUCUGAUAACAUUAAAGUUGAAAGUGGAGAUGACGACACUGUAAAGCGACUGAAAUAUGUGAUUUAUGUAUUGAUAGUGUUGAUAAGUGUUCUUUACAUCACUCUUAUCACGUUGGUCAUUGUACUGUUCGUUCCGAAGACACCAGUCGACAGUCGUUGGGCACAAUGGUCAAGCUGGACUUCGUGUGACGUAACGUGUGGUAACGGAACACAUCUGCGAACAAGAGCGUGUACGACUCCAAUGCCAGUGAUAAAGGGAAGUGACUGUAUUGGAGAAAAUUUGCAGAGCAGUGAAUGCUCAAAAGACAACUGCCCAGUCGAUGGUCAAUGGACACCCUGGUCAACCUGGACGUCUUGUGAUGUCACUUGUGGACAAGGAACUCAUCUACGUUCGAGGACAUGCACAAAUCCAGUUCCAGCGUAUAAUGGACUCGAUUGUACAGGAGAUAAUUUACAAAGUGCUGAAUGCUCAAAAAAGAGCUGUCAAGUCAAUGGACGUUGGGCUCAAUGGUCAAGUUGGACAUCGUGUGACGUAACAUGCGGGAAUGGAAAAUAUCUUCGUGUAAGAACAUGUACAAAUCCAGUGCCUGUGAAUAAGGGGAGUGAUUGUAUUGGAGAAAGUUUGCAAAGCAGUGAAUGCUCAAAAGACAACUGUCCAGUCAAUGGUCAAUGGGCACACUGGUCAAACUGGACUUCAUGUGACGUCACAUGUGGAAAAGGAACUCGUCAACGUUCAAGAACAUGUACAAAUCCAUAUCCAGCUAAUAGUGGACGCGAUUGUACAGGAGCGAUAAUAGAAACUGAUGAAUGUUCCAAAGAUUCCUGUCCAGUCGAUGGUCAAUGGGCAUAUUGGUCAGGAUGGACAUCAUGUGAUGUUACAUGUGGAAUCGGAAGGCAACUUCAGACAAGGAGAUGCACGAAUCCAAUGCCCGAAAAUAAAGGGAAGGACUGUUUUGGAGAGAGUUUACAGAGUCGUCAAUGCUCUAAAGGAAACUGCCAAACAUUCAAGUCUGCAUUUUCUGCGACCAGACCAAGUUCAUACAGCUCGAUAAACGGAAUCAAUAAACUAACCUUUUCAGGUACCAUUUACCAGUAUGGUAAUGAUUUUAGUAUCUCAACUGGAACUUUCACAUGUAGAUUACCUGGUGUGUACCACUUGUCUGUCACAUUAGUAAAGAAAAGGGCAUCAUCAAGAGUGGAUCAAGUUUAUUGUUCACUAUUCAAAAAUAGACAGUCUCUGAUAAAGAUAAAGGUUGAUCCAACUGACGACGCUACGGACAAUGGACAUUCUUCUAUAUCCCAGUCUGUUGUAAUUUACCUAACCGUUGGCGACACGGUGUAUCUCGGUAGCUGCAUAGGCCAGCCUAGCAAAUACAUGGAAGACUGGUCUACCUUUACAGGAUUUCUACUAUAUCCUAACAAGCGUGUACACAAUGGACAAACCGGUUUUGCCAGUUUACCUACCAGUUUACCUGUGUUAACUAACAGAGAUAGUGAUGACGUAAACAAUCAAAACAAACGAAAGAAACAACGUAGUGACAUAUUUGUAUACGAUACACCAACAGUAAGUAAAAUAAAUAGUGAAAUGAGUACUAAUGGAACUUUUCAACAAUCAUUUACUGGCCAAUUAUUGCAGUCACCUCCGUAUCAGUAUAAUCAACAAUAUCUUGGUCCACUACCGCCAGGUACACCAAUGAUGAAUCAAGGUACAAACCAAACUCCACCAUGGGCUAUAGCUAUGAUGGAAACUAUGAACUCCCGUCUUGAUAAGAUCGACUCCCGACUUGAUAAAAUUGACAAUAUUGAAAAAGUAGUAAACUCAAUGUGCUUGAAACUCAAUGAUCUAGAUAUUAAGGUAAAAAGUAUAGAGUCGCGAGUUUGCGAUGUAGAAAACAACAGUACAUUUAUCAGUGAAAAGUAUGAUAAGCAAACAACAGAAUUAGCGUCAACUAAAGAUAGUGUAAAGACCAUGCAAAAAUCAUGUGACACGUUAAAUUCUACAAUCAAAACAUUAAGUAAAACCCAGGAAGAACUUAGAACACGCAUCUUGGACAACGAAUUUAGAAAUAUGAAGGACAAUCUAAUAUUUUAUGGCUUACCGGAAGUACAUACCACAUCACCGGAAGCAUCCAUGUUAUUAACAAGUUCCUCUACAAGUAACACUGACCAAAAUAUUAAUGUUUCGCCACAAACAUAUGAUACAGCAACAGACCCUAAUUCAUGUGCCUCUAUUGUAAAAGAAUUUAUUAAAAAUACAUUAAAAAUCAGUACUGAGAUAGAGUUUGAUAGAGCCCAUCGCCUUGGUACACUAACCAAACCCGAAAAUCCAAGACCGAUUGUUGUGAAAUUUCACAAGUAUAGUCACAGAGAAAUAGUAAGGAAUACAGCUUUCCAUAUGAAGGAUGUCCUUAAGCAACAUAGAUAUGGUGUUGGAGUACAAAUACCCAAAGAGUGGCGAGAUGCGAGGAAAGAACUUAGUACAGUCUACCAGAGUGAAAAAAAGAAAGGAAAAUAUGUCCGAUUCGUUGGGGAGAAAUUAUACAAUAGACAGGAUCUGAUAAGCAUACCAGAUGAUCCAACCGACGAUGAUGCUGACAAAGGAAAUGCUGCUAUCUCUCAGUCUAUCCAGAUAAAUCUUGAUGUUAGGGACACUGUGUACCUUUCUGGGUGCAGCAAUCCAAGAUUGCAAAUCAGCGAAGGUGAUAUUCAAAUCUUAUGUUUCAGGAAAAUGGAUCAGGAUGCUAUUGAAUCUGAUAUUACUGAACCCAGUUUAUGGAAGGAUACUGUUGUAUAUGAAAACACCACAAUCGUCUCCAAAAGACAAACCGGAUUCAGGACACAAACUGUUGAAGAUUCGCCUUAUGAAACACUUAAAUUAGAAGAUUUAGGUAAACCUAAAGUUGAUACCGGAAUUCAGGAAAAUAACUUGAAGCGACUCAAAUAUGUGAUAUAUACCAUGACAGUGCUGAUAAUUGUUCUUUACAUUACACUUAUAUCUUUAGUUAUAAUCCUGUUUGUUCCGAAACAUUCAGUUGAUGGUCAUUGGACAGAUUGGUCAAGUUGGACAUCGUGUGACGUAACAUGUGGUAACGGAACGCACAUACGGACAAGAACUUGUACAAAUCCACUGCCUGCGAAUAAGGGAAAUGACUGUAUUGGAGAAGGUGUUGAGAGCAGUGAGUGCUUAAAAGACAACUGUCCAGUCGAAGGUCAAUGGACACAGUGGUCAGGCUGGGCUGAAUGUGACGUCACGUGUGGCAAAGGAACUCAUCAACGUACGAGAACUUGCACAAAUCAAGUUGUUCAAACAAAUACUGAGAUCGAAUGUAUUGGAGAAACAUUACAAACCGCUGAAUGCUCAAAAGGCAGUUGUCCAGUCGAUGGUCGAUGGGCACAUUGGUCAAACUGGUCUUCAUGUGACGUAACAUGUGGCAAGGGACAGCAACUACGAAUAAGAACAUGUACAAAUCCAACGCCCGAUAAUAAAGGAAGGGAUUGUUUAGGGGAAAGUUUACAGACUAGUCAAUGCUCUAUAAGAACCUGUUCAAGUAUAUUUUUCACAUAUUUCGACGGUCGAUGGGCACAUUGGUCAGGCUGGACUACAUGUGACGUUACGUGUGGCAAUGGACGGCAACUACGGACAAGAAGAUGUACGAAUCCAAUACCCGAGAAUAAAGGGAAGGAUUGUAUUGGGGAAAGUUUACAGAGUAGUCAAUGCUCAAGAGGAAACUGUUCAACAUACAUGUCUGCAUUCUCAGUGAAAUCUCCAAAAACCUACAGCUACAUCAAUGGAAUUAACAAACUGACCUUUUCUAAUACCAUUUACCAGUAUGGUAAUGAUUAUAGUAUCUCGAAAGGAACUUACACCUGUAGCAAAUCCGGUGUUUACCAUUUUUCUGUUACAUUGGUAAAGAAACGGUCAUCAUCAAGGGUUGAUGCUGUAUAUUGUUAUCUUUUCAAGAAUAGACAGAAUCUGAUAAGAAUAAGAGUUGAUCCAACUAACGAUGAUACAGACAAAGGAAGUGCUGCUAUAUCCCAGUCUAUAGUGACUUAUCUUAAUGUCGGGGACACUGUGUUCCUUUAUGGAUGCAGUAAUCCAAGCACAACCAUGGAGGAUUGGUCUUCGUUUACUGGAUUUCUCCUAUAUGACAACAAUUGAAUUUUGUAUUUUUCCGGCGAAAAUUGCUCUUAACUAAAUCUGUAGUUUCGAAUAAUCUAAUUUCCAAUACAGUGUUUUGGAUAAUAAUAAUAAUGUUUGCCUAUGGAUGUGAAAAAAAAUAAAUAUUUAUUGAUGACAGUAAAAGCACUUUUGCUAAAAAAGAAUUCAUCCUGUUAUGGAAUUAAAGCCACUGAUCAGAUUUUGUAUAUCAAGUUGUUUUAACUGAGACAUUGAUGUUUCUUAACGCAUUUAUUUAGAUUUACAGUGCUUGUAAAUAACACUUUUGUCUGAAAGUUUGCUUUUGUUGAAUGCAACAGAAUCAGGGAGAGGGAAUUGUUGUGUUGAUUUUAU